Messenger RNA from Mytilus californianus (California mussel), 1001 nucleotides. RefSeq names its product signal recognition particle 9 kDa protein-like. Gene Ontology annotation, biological process: SRP-dependent cotranslational protein targeting to membrane; negative regulation of translational elongation. The transcript is spliced from 3 exons. NCBI's taxonomy places the organism in Eukaryota, Metazoa, Mollusca, Bivalvia, Mytilida, Mytilidae. The coding region runs from base 75 to 311 and encodes 78 amino acids. Gene Ontology annotation, cellular component: signal recognition particle, endoplasmic reticulum targeting. The record is from RefSeq and is a predicted model, not a curated record. Gene Ontology annotation, molecular function: 7S RNA binding.
UUCCGGUUUGUUGACGUACAUGCUUUGUGAGCAGACAGCUGUUUAUUUGCCGUAUUUUUAAUUGUACAGGCAAAAUGCCGUACAUUACAUCAUGGGAUGACUUUUCGAAAGCUGCAGAACGAUUAUAUCUGAAAGAUCCCUCAAAGUGUAGAUUUGUUACCAAAUACAGACACUCAGAUGGCAAAUUGAAUGUAAAGAUUACAGAUGAUUCAGUGUGUAUACAAUACAGAACAGAGCAUGCACAAGAUGUUAAGAGACUUGAAAAAUUGACAAAUCAGUUAAUGAGACACAUGGCUUCAAAGGAAAAAUAGAAUUAUGUGUUAUAAUGUCAAAUAAAUUAUACUGUAACUUCAGAAUGUUGGGGAAGCCAAGAAUAGGAAAGAUAACCAUUCAUUACUUAGAAAACUGGAGUAUGUAAUAAACUGGAGUCUGUGGUUUUCUGAUCAUAUGUUCUAAUGUACAGUGUUGUGUAAUAACGAAUUGUAUUUUAUCAUGUUCUGUUAUUCUGUAGAUCAUGAACAUUUGAAGAAAGGUAAUUUGUUUAUAUAGUAUAUUUCCGAAAUAUAUAACUUUUAUAAGAAUCCCAGGAUAUAUAACAUAGUUUUUUUAUUUCAUGUAAUGUUUGUAUUUGUUUAUGGUAAAAGAAAAUGACAACUUUCAUAAAUGUAAAAUGCCACCACACAGUUAGUAAUGCAUUUUUUUUAAUAUCUUGACAGUAUAUUAAUGAUUACAUCUGUCUUAAGUUUACAUGUUGCUGUACGAACUAGUCUAAUUCUGUAGGGGUAAUUGGGGGAAAAGGGAGGAAGGAGACAGGUUUUAAAAAUAUAAAUACAAAAUACUUUUUCUUGGAGAAGCAGAAUUAUUUGUCAGAACAUUUUAAUGGAUCUUAUACAUGUAAAAUCAUUCAUAGAUUGAUAGAGAAACUAUUGGUGAAUAACUUUUGUAGCUUUUCUACAUGUUCUAUGUAUGUAUGAUAAAUAAAGUAAAACAGUUUUUCACAA